AUGGAGCAUCUUCUCUUGGCUUCCAUCCCCAUCGUAGUCGCCACCAUGCUCUUCUUGAUCAUAUUCAUCAAGAAAGAAUUCAGCAAGUCCGAAGCCCAAUACCCGCGACCACCCCCUGGUCCGUGGGGGCUGCCAAUCAUCGGAUGCAUGCACCACAUGACCAGCCGGCUCCCCUUCCGCGUAUUCCGCCACCUCUCUCUCACCUAUGGGCUGCUCAUGCUUGUCAGAAUUGGCCGGGUAGACUUCGCGGUGGCCUCCUCCCGGGAAGUCGCCCAAGAGAUCUUGAAGAACCAAGACCCCAACUUCGCCGCGCGACCGGAGCUCGUCGUAGCAGAUAUCAUCUGCUACGGUUGCUCCGACGUUAUCUUCUCCCCCUAUGGCCCCUACUGGAAGCAACUGCGCUACAUCUGCUUCAUGGAGCUGCUCCGAACCAAGCGCAUCCGGUCUUCCGCCUCCAUCAAGCAGGAAGAGACCCUUAACUUGAUCCGAGACAUCUCUACGGCAACACAGCCGAUCAACCUGAGCGAGAAGCUCUUCAGAAUGUCCAACGCCAUCAUAUCCCGGGCGGCGAUUGGCGCACGAAGCAAGCACCAGGAGACGUUCAUCUUGAUCGCCAGGGAGGUCAUCGACGUGCUUGGAGGGUUCUAUGUCGUCGACACGUUUUCGUCGCUAAAGCUCCUCCAUGUCCUGUCAGGUGUCAAGUUCAAGUUGCAGAGGAUACGUCGGUGGCUUUAUAAGAUCUUUGAUGACAUAGUUAAGGAACAUGAGGUUAAGGUCAAGAUUGAUGGGGAUAUAAACAGGAAUAACCUUUGUAUAGGAACAAAUACUAGAAGACCAAAAUAUGCAGCGGAAUAA
Molecule: messenger RNA, 855 nt
Organism: Musa acuminata AAA Group (dessert banana)
Lineage: Eukaryota; Viridiplantae; Streptophyta; Magnoliopsida; Zingiberales; Musaceae
Product: premnaspirodiene oxygenase-like
Exons: 1
Coding region: 1-855 (284 amino acids)
Molecular function (GO): oxidoreductase activity, acting on paired donors, with incorporation or reduction of molecular oxygen; monooxygenase activity; heme binding
Source: RefSeq, a predicted model, not a curated record